AUGUAUCUCCCCCGGCUCCUCCUCCUAACCCCCUUCCUCACCCCCUUCUCCUCCGCCCAAAGCCAAACCCUGACCAACCCCAUAAUCUGGCAAGACCACCCAGACCUAGACGUCUUCCGCAUCGGCUCCGUCUUCUACUACUCCUCAUCAACAUUCGCCUACUCACCCGGCGCACCCGUCCUGCGCUCCUACAACCUCGCAGACUGGGAGCCCGUCUCGCACAGCGUGCCCACUCUCAACUUCGGCCCCGAAUACAACCUCCCUGCUAGUGCCUCCGGCAGCAACCCCUCACGUGCCUACGUCAAAGGCAUCUGGGCGAGCACCCUCCGCUACCGCGCCUCAACCGACACCUUUUACUGGCUGGGCUGCAUCAACUCGGGGAAGACCUACGUGUGGACAGCGUCCGGUACCCAAGCGGGUCGUAAUGAUGGAGAGGUGCCGGAGGGGAAAUGGAACUGGACCGCCCGCACACCGAUUAACACCUGUUACUACGACGUGGGCAUGCUAAUCGACAACGACCCGGCCGAAACGGUCUACGUGGCCUACGGCAACCGCCAGAUCCGCGUUGCGCGGCUGAAUGUCCUGUCCAACGGCGACCUGUCCGAGGCCACGUCGCAAGUUGUAUACAACUACACCGGCAGCGGAACCGUCGAGGGUGCGCGCAUGUACAAGGUCGGCGGGCGUGGUCCGUUUGGGCCGUAUACCAUGCGCACGCUCGUGGAUCGCCCGUCGGGACCGGUGGCGAACGCCGGGUUUGCGCAUCAGGGCGGAAUUGUGGAUACGCAGGACGGCAGGUGGUACUAUGUCGCGUUUUUGGAUGCGUAUCCGGGAGGGAGGAUUCCAGUGGCGGCGCCCCUGAUCUGGGGUGCGGACGGCUGGCCGAGGGUUGAGAUGGAUGCUAGGGGCGCGUGGGGGAGGGAGUAUCCCGUGCCGGUGAAUACUAGUAAGACGGUUAAGAGUAGGAUUGGGGAGGUGAGGGAUGAGUUCAAGGGGGAGAGGUUGGGACAUGGGUGGGAGUGGAAUCAUAACCCUGACAAUGGCGCCUGGGCGAUGGCUCCUGGUGGUGGGCUGACGCUGAGGACGGCGACGGUUACGGGGGAUUUGUUUGCUGCGAGGAAUACCUUGACGCACCGCAUCCAGGGGCCCAAGUCGAGGGGGACUUUCCGGGUGGAUAUUAGCAAGAUGAGAGAUGGCGAUAGGGCUGGGGCGGUUUUGUUCAGGGAUCGCGCGGCGUAUAUCGGGAUUCACAAGACGGGAAGCUCGGCUGUCAUUGUUAUGGUCAACAACUUGAACCUCACCGUGAGCACAUGGCAGACGUCAUCCAUGGGGAGUGUGGCUGCGACUGGGCCUACAGUCUCCGGAAGGGAAGUCUGGCUGCGGAUUCAAGCCGACAUAACUCCUGCGUUUGGGACCACCCAGGAGAGAAGGACGACGUUCUCCUAUAGUCUGGAUGGAACGACCUUCACUACGCUGGGGCCGGCUUUUGCGAUGACCAACGACUGGAGGUACUUCACGGGGUACCGUUAUGGCGUCUUCAACUUUGCUACAAAGGCACUUGGAGGGGAGGUUUUGGUGAAGAGUUUUGAGAUGGAGCUUGUGAAGUAGUGAGGCGCAUUGCUACUAGU
Messenger RNA from Canariomyces notabilis, 1625 nucleotides. Its product is annotated as glycoside hydrolase family 43 protein. Bases 1 to 1605 code for a protein of 534 amino acids. The transcript is spliced from 2 exons. The record is from RefSeq and is a predicted model, not a curated record. Lineage: Eukaryota; Fungi; Ascomycota; Sordariomycetes; Sordariales; Chaetomiaceae. Gene Ontology annotation, biological process: carbohydrate metabolic process. Gene Ontology annotation, molecular function: hydrolase activity, hydrolyzing O-glycosyl compounds.